Temnothorax curvispinosus is the source of this 609-nucleotide messenger RNA. RefSeq lists its product as uncharacterized. The record is from RefSeq and is a predicted model, not a curated record. The transcript has a single exon. Bases 1 to 609 code for a protein of 202 amino acids. Lineage: Eukaryota; Metazoa; Arthropoda; Insecta; Hymenoptera; Formicidae.
AUGGCUGACGAGAUUCGCGCACUCAUACAAAGACGUGCUACAAUAAAAGCGCAUUUAACUGGAUUUAACAGUUACUUAGAAAAAUGGUCUGAAUGUCCGGACAAGCAGCAAUUAAUAGAACGUUUAGAAAAAUUUAAAAAUACAUGGGAUAGCUUUGACGAAGUACAGACUAAUAUUGAUUUGGUAAAUGCGACCGCCACUGGCGCACAAUCGGACGAUAACGAAAGAGCGAUUUUCGAGGAAUCAUAUUUCCAACUGGCCGCGCGUGCCCAGCGUCGACUUGCGUCCGUCAGGCCCCCCACGGCUAAUGAUGAUGUAGCGACUGUCCAAAAUCAGCCCGUACAGAACGUAUCUGCGAAUAUAAAGCUUCCUACAAUUAAUUUGCCCACUUUUAGUGGCAAUUACGAGGCAUGGUUAGGUUUUUAUGACAAUUUCAAAUCCAUCGUACAUGACAAUGCGAAUCUUACCCCUGUUCAAAAAUUACAAUAUUUGAGAUCAUCGUUAUCAGAUGAGGCCGCGCAGGUAAUUCAAUCUCUAGAAACUUCCUCUCAAAAUUACGAAGUAGCUUGGGCUCUUAUAGUGGAACGUUAUGACAAUAUAGAAGAAUAA